This is a messenger RNA of Uloborus diversus, 971 nucleotides long. RefSeq lists its product as uncharacterized. Lineage: Eukaryota; Metazoa; Arthropoda; Arachnida; Araneae; Uloboridae. Bases 1 to 792 code for a protein of 263 amino acids. The transcript is spliced from 3 exons. The record is from RefSeq and is a predicted model, not a curated record.
AUGAAUUUCAACAAGCUACAGAUCCUUGUGAAGUUUAUAGAAGACAAAAAAUAUGACGUACUAAGAUUGAAAAAGUCCGUACAAAUGGAGGAGGGUACAGAUAUUUCUGCCUGGGAUCAGAACACAAUCGUAGAUGUUCUAUGGAAUGGUGUUACAUACGCUGGAAAUAUCAUCCAAUUUGGAGAAAAUAAAAAAGAAAUGGAUGUGUUGAUUGAUCAACUUGCAGAUGGUCGAAUAACUCUGAAAGACAUCCCAAUGAUACAAAAACCAUCUAGCCAAGCUGCAGAUGCAGACACUUCCACAGUCAAGAAACAGAAAAUGGACUUCCUUAAGGAUUUGAAAGAAAAGGUCCGAGCAGUAGAAAACGCACCAAAGAAGUCGUGUACUUAUUGUAUCUCCUUAAAGAAGGAAAUAUGCACUCUGAAGGAAGAAAAAAAAAACCAGCAAUCAGUAUUAUAUGAAAAAAUACAAAAAAUCGAGUAUUUAGAGAGCAAAGUUGCCAAGUUGAAACAAAAGAACCAAAAUUUAAAACAGAAAAAUCAAUCAUCUGAUGUAGUUGAUGUGGAACAAACUUCAAUAGGGUCCUCAUUAAAGGUGCCCACUGAUAAAUUGAACAUGUGCCGCACAACAGGGUACACAAAAUUUACUGGGGACCUACUUGAAGUUGUGUUUGGGAGAAAAGUCCUCUCCCACAGUGUUGUGAAGGGAAUCAAGGGUCAUUCAAAAAAAAACAAAUGUACUGGACCCAGAAAUGUUAAAAGACAUACAGUUGUAUGUGGGAACAAGAUUUAACGUCGACCAAGCUAUAGUUCGCGCUGCGAUACGCAGAAAGUUGAACAUUGUCAAUGGACAAAAACAAGAGUGAUUGGGUUUUUCUUUUUUUCAAUUUUUUUGUUUAAUUUGUAUUAAUGACUUGUAAAAUAGUGCCACAAUUUUCAAUAAAAUGUUUUUUUUUUUAUUCUUUGCCAUUU